Molecule: messenger RNA, 11454 nt
Organism: Colletotrichum chrysophilum
Lineage: Eukaryota; Fungi; Ascomycota; Sordariomycetes; Glomerellales; Glomerellaceae
Product: putative Hybrid PKS-NRPS biosynthetic cluster
Exons: 5
Coding region: 1-11454 (3817 amino acids)
Biological process (GO): fatty acid biosynthetic process; secondary metabolite biosynthetic process
Molecular function (GO): fatty acid synthase activity; phosphopantetheine binding
Source: RefSeq, a predicted model, not a curated record
AUGGCAGUUGUCGCCGGUGCUAACAUAAUUUUGACUCCCGAGCCAUACAUCGGCGAAAGCAAGCUGAAAAUGCUUUCCCACGACAGUCGAUCUCGCAUGUGGGACGAAGAUGCCAAGGGAUACGCCCGUGGUGACGGCGUUGCGGCGCUCAUUCUGAAGCCCCUGUCUGCCGCCCUCGCUGAUGGCGACCAUAUUGAGAGCGUGAUCAGGGAAUGUCUAGUCAAUCAAGACGGAAGGACCGCUGAAGGAAUCACCGUUCCAAGCUCGGAAGCACAGGCCGAGUUGAUUCAGCGAACCUACUCGAAAGCAGGCCUGGAUGCCCUUAACCCCAAUGAUCGCUGCCAAUACUUUGAGGCACAUGGUACAGGCACCGGUGCUGGAGACCCUAGAGAAGCCAGAGCUAUUGCCACUGCGUUCUUCGGUAAGAGUCACCGCAGCGACAACACCGCAGACAAGUUGUACGUCGGCUCCAUCAAGACUGUUAUCGGGCACACCGAAGGCACAGCAGGCAUAGCCGGCAUCAUGAAAGCUUCGCUUGCUGUGCAACACGGUGAAAUUCCGCCAAAUCUUCUUUUCAACAAAGUCAGCCCCGCAGUCGCCCCGUUCUACAAUAAUCUCGAGAUCCCCGUCACGCCUCAAACAUGGCCAUCUCUUCCACCAGGUGUCCCUCGUCGAGCAAGCAUCAACAGCUUUGGCUUUGGAGGCACUAACGCCCAUGUCAUCCUUGAGAGUUUCGACCAGAGCUUGCAACACCCAUUUGAGUUGAAGGAGAACGAAAACUCUCGGCAUCAUCUGCUCUCGCCUUUCGUAUUUUCCGCCUCGUCGGAGAAGUCAUUGAAGAAUCUGAUUCAGCAUUACGUUUCAUAUCUCGAAGAGAAUCCGACGACAAACCUUUCAGACCUAUCGUAUACCCUGUCCCGUCGAUCUGCCUUGUCUUGCAGAAUCUCGUUUCCUGCACAAUCAGUCGAGGACUUGCUGGACAGAUUGAAUGAGUGGCUCAAAAAGACGAGGUCAAGUCCUGAUGUAUCUCACAGUACUCGCUUCUCGGGCAGCCCAGGCCAAGCUCGUGUAUUGGGAGUUUUCACAGGCCAAGGCGCGCAAUGGGCUACCAUGGGAAAACAGUUGAUCACAAAUUUCCCGCAGGUCCGGUCUAUCCUCACUGAUAUGGACCGCUCUUUGGGGGCCUUACCGCAUCAUCAUCGCCCGCAAUGGUCGAUUGUGGACGAGCUUCUGGCUGAUGCCACACGCUCAAGAGUUCAUCUGGCCGCCUUCUCUCAGCCCCUAUGCACUGCUAUGCAAGUCGUAUUGGUCGACCUUUUACGAGCGUCGGGCGUUGACUUCAGUGCUGUCGUCGGCCACUCUUCUGGAGAAAUAGCCGCGGCUUAUGCUGCCGGCUUCAUCACCGCCAGCAGUGCCAUCAGAAUCGCCUACUACCGCGGAAGGGCCACUGCACUCGCCGGCCAGAAUAAGUCUCAAAAGGGUGCGAUGAUGGCCAUUGGCACGUCUCUGGAGGACGCGGAAGAGCUCUGCGUCGUUGACACUCUAGAAGGACGCAUUUCGAUUGCAGCAGUCAACUCCCCUUCAAGCAUUACACUCUCCGGAGAUGCCGAUGCAAUCGAGGAGGCCCGUCUCAUCCUUGAAGACGAGGGCAAGUUUGCAAGAAUCCUCAAGGUCGACAAAGCGUAUCAUUCAGAGCACAUGCUUCCUUGUGUGGACUCCUACCUUCGCGCGAUGACGGAAUGCGACGUGAGCCCUCGGCGGAACACGAAUCAGACUUGCGCUUGGUUCUCCAGUGUUCAUGCUGGUACCCGAAUGCAACCAUCAGAUCCGGACCUGACUGGGAAAUACUGGUGCGACAACAUGGCCAAGCCAGUCCUUUUUUCGAACGCCGUAACGAGUGCGUGGGACCAACACGGCCCCUUCGACGCAGUUGUCGAAGUCGGUGCUCACCCGGCCCUCAAGGGCCCCUUCUUGCAAACCCUUCAAGAACUGAACCCGAAGGCAUCCAGCCUGCUCUACACAGGCUUGCUGUCAAGGAACCAAGAUGAUGUUACAUCAUUCACUCAAGGCGUCGGGACCCUAUGGCAAAACCUUGGUCACGGAUCUUUGGACUUGGCUGCUCUCGAUCGACGGAUUGCGCCGAACAAAGCGUCCCCCCGACUUUUGAAGACCCUUCCUUCCUAUACGUGGGAUCACGACCGCGUCUACUGGCAUGAUUCUCGACUGAGCAAAGCGUAUCGGACGCGAAAGUCUCGUCCUCAUGCUCUACUUGGAACGCUUACAUCUGAUGGACUGGAGACGGAGAUGCGAUGGCGCAACCUUUUGAGAGUCUCCGAGCUACCGUGGGUCAAAGGCCACACUCUUCAGGGCCAAGUUGUCUUCCCAGCUGCUGGUUACAUUGUCACCGCCAUGGAGGCUGUGAUGGCGGCAGCAGGCGAUCGCAGCCCUCGUCUUGUUGCCGUCAACAACGUUGUUAUCAGCAGAGCCCUGACUCUUGAGGACGACGUUGACGUAGAGACUUUGGUGUCCCUUUCGAAAAUUCGCAACGAGGCUCCUGAUGUCAUGAGCGCCGAGUUUCAGUAUCACGCAUUAAUUCGCCGAGAUGCUCCCAAUCUGACAUUGCUUGCGACAGCUGCAGUCGAGCUAACGCUGGAACCUGCCAAGGACUCUGACUCAGGUCCCAUGGAGCGUCUUCCCUUGCGAUCUGGUGGAGAUCAACCGAACCUACUCGAAGUCGUUACUGAUGACUUUUACGACUUCCUGGAGGAAGUUGGUUAUGGCUAUACUGGUCCGUUCCGCGCUCUCAAGUCGAUGCAGCGCAAGCUUGAUUACGGAACAGGAAGACUCCAAAUGCCCAAUGAGGACUGGAACGGGUCACCAGUACUGAUACAUCCGGCCUUCCUUGAUGCAUCAUUCCAGGCGAUCUUCCUGGCCAUGGGUUGGCCUCGAGAUGCCGGACUUGUUGAGGUCUUCGUUCCAACCGAGUUCCAGAGCAUCAAAGUGGAUGUGGCCAACUGGAAGGCCGUGAUGUCUCGACCAAAUUUAGGAGACGAGAUGGUCUUCGAUUCAAGGUUGCGACAACUACCAGAGUCAAUCACAGGAGACGUGGAGGUCUUUUCGCCCCCGCGUAAUCCCGACAGUGAUGAUGAUGUCGCUACGUUGAUUCAAGUGGAAAACAUCAAAGUCGUUCCAUUUUCGCCCGACAGCGCCGCCUCCAACCGACAACUCUACUCCAAGACCGUUUACUACCCAAUCACGGUUGAUGGUAUCGAGGCAUCCGGAGGUCGGCUCCCCACUGACCAGGAGCUCAACAUGGCUUGGGACCUGGAGCGUGUCGGCAUCUACUUUCUGCGUGCCAUCGAGGAAGAGUUUUCAGAUCCCGAGUCCAGGAGCAACAUCGCCGUGCAUCACCAGUAUUUCUUCGACUUUAGCCAUGACAUUCUUUCCCGCGUUUCUCAGGGUAGCAUACCAUAUGCCAAGAAGGAGUGGUUGAAUGAUACCUGGAACGAUGUUGCUCCCAUCUUUCACAGAUAUCCCGACAGUCUGGACCUCCAACUAAUGCAAAAGGUCGGAACCAACAUGGCUGCGUCGAUUCGAGGCGAAGCCAAUAUGGUGGAGAUUCUUUUCAAGGACGACUUCAUGGACAGAUUCUACGCUGGAGCAUUGGGUCUCGACCUCACCAUGGAUUGGCUUGGGCGCAUAGCCUUACAACUCUCCCGGCGAUAUCCCCACAUGAAGAUGCUUGAGCUCGGCGCUGGUACUGGUGGCGCUACCAAGAGUAUCUUCAAACACAUUGGCAGCCAGUUCUCUUCAUACACCUUCACCGAUAUCUCAGCUGGUUUCUUCUCAACAGCCAUGAACGUCUUCAAGUCUCCCAAGAUGAUCUUCAAGAUCCUGGAUGCCGAGCGGGAUGUUGUUGAGCAGGGGUUCCAGGAGGGUUCCUACGAUCUGGUCAUUGCCUCAAACGUCUUGCACGCCACCGCUAAGCUCGACGACACGCUUCGCAAUGCGAGACGACUUCUCAAGCCGGGAGGCUAUCUCCUAAUUGCCGAAGUGACUUGCGCUGAUGUGGUCCGAGUACGAUUCCCAUUUUCGGCUCUACCAGGCUGGUUCAGGGGACAUGACGAUGGUCGACCGCUGACGGCAACAAUCGACACUACGGAGUGGCAUCAACGACUGUCUCGCACGGGGUUUUCCGGCGUCGACGCAGUUACCCCGGAGUUCGAACCACUGGCCUGGCCGUCACUCAUCAUUCUGUCUCAGGCCGUGGAUGACAGGAUCAAUCUUCUUCGAGAGCCUCUUUACCACCCGCCAUUGGAGGUACUAACCUCCGAUGCGAGCAGUGACGAGGAGUCCCAAAAGCUUGUUCUUGUCGGAGGCCAAACAAUGCAGUCUUGUAGCCUGAUAGGACAACUAAGCCGCAUCCUGGCUCCGUGGUUUGCUGGCACCAGCAUUAUUCGCGUCCGCUCACUCCGGGACCUCAGCAAUCUCGAGUCUCUCGGGCAAAAUUGUUGUGUCAUUAAUCUGGCCGACCUAGACACUCCAGUCAUGAGUGAUCUCUCGGAUGAGUCCUUCGCAGGACUCAAGAAGCUGGUGGAACGACCCCAGUGCCUUCUGUGGAUCACAAAGAUCGAGCAAGAUGACGAUUCAUCACAAGCGCUCUUGUGGGCUCGUGAGCACGAGCUUGUGCUGGAGAACGACAUGCUCAAGGUGCCUCGCAUCGCCUACGACGCCGCUAUGAAUCUGAGAUACACUGCUUCCCGGAAACUGGUCACGGAGUCUACGAACUCCCAAAUUACUCCGGUACAUCUGCGCUCUUCCGGCACUUUGUGGAAGUUCCACAAGCUUGCCACGGUGGGCCCCUCGGUUGAAGCUGGCGACUGGCUGAAAGUGACUGCAUCAUCAGCAACACCCUCCUAUGAUGGGCUCUACGCUGUCCUCGCUAGUGCUACCGGUGACAAUACUCCGCAUGUGGCAUUAUCAAACGUGAAUGGCUCUCUGCUUUCGCCUCAAGAUCUCGCAGCUGAUCUUUCUGUUGACGCUGAUGUGGAGAACCCGAACCAGUUUCUCUCAUCACUCGUUUGCGAACUUCAAGCAGCCAGCAUCUUAGAUGCUGUUCCACACAAGUCCUCGGUCAUGCUAUAUGAGGCAGAUGAGGCGCUUGCUGCUUCCGUUCUCUUGAAGGCUUCAGAGAAGGAACUGAGAGUCACUUUUGCCUCGACCUCAGUCAGUCCAGGCAAUCUGAAAAGGAUAGAAAACGCCUCUUGGGUCAACAUCGAGCCACACUCUUCUCUCCGAAUGAUUCGUUCUCAGCUGCCACCAACGGUGGAUAUGAUCGUGAACUGCGUUGAAACUCGCAACACUAAGCUGCCUGCGACCCUUCUCAGCGCCCUUCCCCAGCGAUGCUCGAAGCUGGCCCUGCUCGAUCUUGUUCAUCAGAGACCUACACAUUCCUUCAACCCCCUCGACAUCCUUACGACUGCCCUCAAACGCGUGUCUGGCAGUGCCAUGAAGAGAGCUUCUACCAAAGCAAAGUCUCUACAGAACCUUGACCUUUCCGAAGAUCUGAACAUCGGGCUCUCAGUUGUCAUUGAUUGGAGCUCGGACAGCGGUUCAGUUGUACCAGCGGUCGUACCGCCUGUGAGCAACUACCUCUCUUUCAAGCCCGACCGCACUUAUGUGCUCUUUGGACUGACAAGCGAUCUCGGUCAAUCACUCUGCGAUUGGAUGAUUAAUCAUGGGGCACGUCAUCUUGUAAUGACUAGCCGUAGCCCUAAUGUUGGCUCAAACUGGUUACGUGCUAAAGAGCAGGCUGGAGUCGAGAUCAGAAUCUUUGCCAAUGAUAUCACCGAUGAAGCCGCUCUGCGUGGAGUAGUCGAAGACAUCCGGACUAGUAUGCCCCCAAUUGCUGGCAUCGCCAACGGAGCUAUGGUACUUCGCGACAAGCUGUUCAUGGACAUGCCGCUCGAUAUGAUGACGCAGACCCUACACACCAAGGUCAAAGGUAGCAUCUACUUGGACUCAAUCUUUGGCGAAAAUUCCGAGUUCAACUUGGACUUUUUUGUCUUCUUUUCCUCAAUAGCUGCCGUCACUGGAAAUCGAGCGCAGUCAAACUACAGUGCCGCCAACAUGUUCAUGACCGCCUUGGCCAACAACAGGCGGGCGCGGGGUCUCCCAGCGUCUGUCAUGCACAUCGGCGCAAUCAUGGGCGUAGGAUACAUGGCUCACAACCUCACACGCGCUAUUCUCGACAAUCUCUGGAGCGCCGGUGCCACUUGGAUCUCAGAGAAGGACUUCCACAAUUGUUUUGCCGAGGCUGUGCUGGCAAGCAAACCAGACAACGGUGUGAAUGGCGACUCUGAGUUCAUCGUUGGUUUGCGUCAGCUUGUACACGGAAAGGACAGUCCAGAUAAGGUCCUGGUGAUGGAAGAUCCUCGUUUCAGCCACCUGGUCACCAAGGAGAUCUCUUCAGAAGACGACUCAUCUCAGGAUGCGGGGGCGAGGAAGUCUACCUCAGUCAAAUACCUGCUCAAGAGCGCCAACACAGCUAAGUCCGUGGAAAGAAUCGUGCGUGAGGGCUUUGUCGCAAAGCUAGUUGCCACUCUUCAGUUGGAUAACCAAAUUCCCGAGGCCGAGAUUCUCGGCUCGAGAGCUGAUGAGCUUGGUGUUGACUCUCUGGUCUCAGUCGACUUCCGCACGUGGUUCUCUGGCGAGAUGUCAGUGGAGAUGCCCGUUCUCAAGCUUUUGGGUGGCUCUACGGUUCAAGAGUUGAUUACAUUUUCGCUGGAGAAACUCCCUGCUGCUUUGACACCGAGUCUCGGAGAUGAUAAUGGAGAUGAGCCCGAAGAAGAGGAAACACCCCAGCCGACACGCGAUGUUUCUGGCCCUUCCAAGCCUAUGCAGGUCACGGAGACUCGUGGCGCCGCGGAACGACCCACCAAGCAGCAAGCUGCGCCAGUCCCACUUCUCGAGAUGCCCAAGGUCCCAGACGACAUUGAGACAAGCAAACCAUUAAUGCCAACCGGUAGCUCCUCAAGAUCUUCGCCGUCGUUAUUAGAUGACGCGUUCAGCGACAGUGAAGAAGACGGCGUGGUAUCUCUCUCAAGCUCGACAGGGUCAGCAUCUCCUGAGCUGGUCACCCCUAGCAAAUUGCAAUUCAGUCAGGUGGAUCGUGAGAUUCCCAUGUCCGCCGGGCAAUCUCGUUUCUGGUUCCUCAAGCAUUUCGUCACGGACAAGUCAGCUUUCAACAUCACUUUCUGGGCUCAGCUGAGAGGAAACAUCAGAGUCGACGCACUUUCCAAGGCUGUCGACACGGUGGCCCAGGCCCAUGAGGCCCUCCGCACGUCGUUCACCACCGGUCGAGAUGGAAGCCCUACUCAGUGCAUCAGGGCAAAGGCGCUGUUGAAGCUCGAGCACAAAUUUGUUCGCGAUGAGAGCGACGCAAGACUUCUGUUCGAUGAGCUCAAGUCCCAUGAGUACGAUAUCGAGGCAGGGGAUUUGAUGCGUUUCAAUCUCCUGACGCUUUCGGAACAAGUUCACUUGCUUGUCAUCGGGUAUCAUCACAUCAAUAUGGACGGCAUCAGUCUGGAGGUCUUGCUUGGCGACAUUGAGAAGGUUUACUUCGGGCAUCCGCUAUCGCCGCCAAUUCAAUACUCCGAGUACUGCUGCAAGCAAAGCCAAGACCUUCAUUCAAACGCUUUCGCCGAUGAGAAGAGAUUCUGGGCAAAAGAGCUGACUAAUCCUGCACCGACUGUUCUCUCCCUGCUCCCAUUCGCCAAGACGACACAGCGGAAGCCGCUUGACAAGUACUCCCACAAUCAAGCCCAAGGCCAGGUCGACAUUGCUGUGACUAGGGCCAUCAAGGCCGCUUGCCGUCGUACGAAGACUAGCAUGUUCCACUUCCUACUGGCCACCUAUGCUGUUCUGCUGCAUCGUCUUCUGGAAGUUCAAGACUUCUGCAUCGGCAUUGCUGAUGCUGGUCGAGAGAUGGGCACAUUUGCUCAGAGCAUCGGCAUGUAUCUGAACUUGCUUCCUUUGCGAUUCGCUAUGAGCGGCGGCCAGCGAUUCAAGGAGGUGUUGGAGAGCUCCAGGCGCAAGGCGCAAGCAGCGGUGGCUCACGGGCGACUACCUUUCGACAUGAUUCUCCAGGAAGCAGGCGUCGAGCGCUCUGAUACCUACAACCCAUUGUUCCAAGCCUUCCUCAAUUACCGACCUGGUGUUAGUCAAAAUCGCACCUUCUGCGGAUGCCAAGGUCAAGGUGAGGACUGGGUCAGUGGGACAACAUCCUACGACAUCAUGCUGGACGUCAUUGAGAACCCAGACAGUGCUACCCUGCUUCGGUUCGACGUCCAAGGAUCGCUCUACACAAAGGAAGACGCCCAGACGUUGAUGGACACCUUCGUGACCCUCCUGGAAAGCUUUGCCAACAACACGGACGUUCUUAUUGACGAACCAUCCUUGUUCAACCAAGGGGAGGCUCAGAGAACACUAACACUUGGAAGGGGCCCUGAGCAUAUCUCCGUGUGGCCAGAGACUGUCCUCCAUCGCAUCGAUAGGAUUGCCCGUCAGCAGCCUAACUCGCUCGCUAUCACCAACGGUUUCGCGUCCUCACUCACUUAUUGUGGACUGAAGAGACGUGUGCAGGCCAUCGCCCAAGCUCUCCAUCAGAGUGUCGGAGGACGGCGCGAGGGACUCAUUGGCGUAUUCUGCGAGCCUUCCGUUGAUGCUGUCUGCGCGAUGCUCGGUGCCAUGUGGGCCGGAUUCGCAUACGUUCCUCUUGAUCCUACCCUGCCCGCCGAACGCCUUGCUGUUUUGGUCAAGACAUCCCAGCCGCUUCUCAUCCUGACCCACGACAAGACCAUCGAUCGUGUUGCAGAUCUGGGACCAACAGCUGAAUACAUCGCUCACCUCAACGUCUCUCAUCAGCAACCCGCCAGCUUGAGUUCCAUUCCCAUUUCUGCCAAGCCUCAAGAACCCAUGGCGGUGCAUUUCACAAGUGGGACCACGGGUACUCCCAAGGGCGUAGUCCUCUGCCAUGGUACGGUCGUCAAUGUCGUCGAGGCAUGCGCCGACAUCUAUCGGACAGCGUCCAACGUGGUUCUUCAACAGACAGCGCUCAACUUCGACAUGGCUCUCUGGCAGAUCCUGAUUACCCUCUGCUCAGGCGGCAAGCUUGUCAUUGUGCCACAAGAGAAGAGACUUGACAUGACGGCGAUAGCUCGCCUCAUCCGCCAGGAAGAAGUCACUCUCACUAUUGCCACGCCAUCUGAAUACUCCGCUUGGCUCAUGCAUGGAUCGGAGGAUCUUCAACAUAACAGGCACUGGCAGAUUGCCGUCAUUGGCGGGGAGCAAUAUUCAUCCUCGGUGGAUAGCGGAUUGAGAAACCUGCAGCUUCCUCGCUUACGACUGAUGAACUUCUACGGGCCUUCUGAAGUCAGCUUUGUCUCCCACUAUAUGGAGGUCUUCCCGGGGAUGGCUUCCAACGACGACCCAGUACCUGUUGGCUUCCCCCUCCACAACUAUGCCGCAUACAUCCUGGAUGCCGCACAACGCCCUGUUGCUCCAGGCAUGACUGGAGAAGUCUACAUCGCCGGCGCCGGUGUUUGCAAGGGUUAUCUAGACAAUACGGCCUUGACUGAGCAGAAGUUCGUUGACGAUCCUUUUGUUCGUUCCGAUCUCGCAAGGUCUCAGGGGUGGACUCGCAUGUACAAGACUGGCGACAAGGGGAAGAUCAACGAGGAUGGCACGCUGUCCAUCUUGGGGCGUAUCGAAGGCGACGCACAACUCAAAAUCAGAGGAGUCCGAAUGGAACUCGAAGAAAUUGAGAGAGCCAUCUUGAACAACUCGGACGGCCUGCUCGACCAGGUUGUCGUCUCUCCCCGUGGGGAGGGCGAGAGCAAGUAUCUCGUGGCCCAUGCACUGUUGAGUGCCCGAGGGCGUCACAACAUCAACAUCGACGAGCAGCUGAGGGACAUCUUGCAAAACAUCACAAACCUCCCCAGAGUCAUGCGACCAGCCACAAUCGUCCCUGUGACUAACUUGCCUCUGACGAUUCACCGCAAGGUAGAUCGAAGAGCUGCGGCAAGAUUACCUGUGAACACGCCGCAGCUUCAACAGGCUUCCCCCGUCAGCCAGCAUGAAAUACCGCUCACCAUUGAGCAGCAUGAGAUGUUGCGCCUAUGGAGUCGCGUUCUAGGGCGCUGUCCGGUCGAUCUUUCCGGUCCUGCUUCUGUCAUCGACUUCUUCAAUCUUGGUGGCACCUCUCUUCAGCUCGUCGGCGUGCAAGCCGCUAUUCAGGCCCAGUUUGAUGUUUCUGUCCCAGUGGUCGAACUGUUCAAGAAGAGCAGCCUGGAAGCAAUGACAGCUCUUGUCGCCACUGAAAUUGAAUCAGUCAGUGAUGACGAGAGUGACGUUGAUUGGGAAUCUGAGACGGCCCUACCCGACCUUUCGCCGGUCUCCGAGAAUAUUCUCUCACAACAUCCGACGGUAUCCGUUCGUCAGCCACCCCGCGUGGUCGCUCUCACUGGCGCGACAGGCUUCGUCGGACAAGCUAUUUUGCGUUCCCUCUUGGCCACACCCUCCAUUGACAAGAUCCACUGUCUCGCCGUGAGAGACACAACCCGCCUUGGCGAGAUGAGCAGCGAUCGCAAGGUAGUUGUCCACCAGGGCGACCUCCGAGACGCGUCUCUUUCACUCGAUGACAGCACGAAAGAAAUUCUGGCGCGGACCGUCGAUCUCAUCAUCCACAACGGCGCUGAUGUGUCCUUCUUGAAACCUUACGCAGCUCUUCGGGUACCCAACGUCUCCAGCACUAAGUUCCUAGCAACAGAAAUAGCGGCGCCUCGACGGAUUCCGAUUACAUACAUCUCCUCGGCCGUGGUGGGGCGCCUCGCUCCAGAGUUGGACGCCUUCGCACCGGUCCCAAUGUCCCACCGCCCUCCUCCCCCAGGAUACCGUGACGCUUACGGAGCUUCAAAGUGGGCAAGCGAAGCCGUUCUUGAGAACGCAAAUCGCGAUCUCGGUAUCCCGGUGACGGUCCGCCGUCUCUCAAGCGUGACCGGCGCCGGCAUCCCGGAUUCUGACAUCAUGAGCAACCUAGUUGCUUACUCUGAGAAGCUGGCAGCUGUGCCAGUGACCCAGAAGUGGAAGGGUGUCCUGGACUUCGUGUCGGUGGACCGCGUUGCUCAAGCUGUUGUUGCGGAUGCUAUGCGACGAAGUCGUGCGGACGAGGUCCGAUAUCGCCACGACUGCUCUGAUGAAGUAGUAUCGCUGGAUGCAGAUGGUAUCAGCGGUUUCAUCAGUCAAAGGCUACACGGCAAGCCUGUCAAGGUUUUGCCAAUGACGGAAUGGAUUGGCAAAGCCAAAAACGUUGGAAUGAGUGAUUUGGUGUGCACAUUUUUGGAGCAGGCUGAGAAGGAGUCAGGUAUUAUCACAUUUCAGAAAUUGCUGAAGUAG